Bombus terrestris (buff-tailed bumblebee) is the source of this 450-nucleotide messenger RNA. RefSeq names its product transcription factor ces-2. The record is from RefSeq and is a predicted model, not a curated record. Gene Ontology annotation, molecular function: RNA polymerase II cis-regulatory region sequence-specific DNA binding; DNA-binding transcription factor activity, RNA polymerase II-specific. The coding region runs from base 1 to 450 and encodes 149 amino acids. Lineage: Eukaryota; Metazoa; Arthropoda; Insecta; Hymenoptera; Apidae. Gene Ontology annotation, biological process: regulation of transcription by RNA polymerase II. Gene Ontology annotation, cellular component: nucleus. The transcript has 3 exons.
AUGCAACCUUUAAUACAAACCAUAAGUGUGCCCCCGGCAUUUUCAAAUAGUAAUACAAGUACAAUGAUAAAUCGUCACUUUUUGGGGGCGAAUAACAUUGCAAGCGUACACAGACGACCCAGAAGCGAAAAGAAACCCAUUCCAGAUGAUCAGAAGGACGAGAAAUAUUACGAAAGGCGUAAACGUAAUAAUCAAGCUGCGAAAAAAUCUCGUGACGCCCGAAAAAUACGAGAAGAUAACAUUGCAUUACGCGCAACUAUUUUGGAGCAUGAAAAUGCAAUUUUGAGGGCACAAGUGAUAACGCUUCGAGAGGAAGCACAAUGUCUGCGGCACAUGUUAAUAAAACAGCAAGCACCACCACUACAAUCUAUCAAUCGUACAGUUUCUUCUAUGACACCUGUUACAUUAUCACCUCCUCAUUCUACAGCAACUUUAGAUUACCAGAUUUGA